This is a messenger RNA of Humulus lupulus (European hop), 1322 nucleotides long. RefSeq lists its product as uncharacterized. The coding region runs from base 129 to 1001 and encodes 290 amino acids. The record is from RefSeq and is a predicted model, not a curated record. Lineage: Eukaryota; Viridiplantae; Streptophyta; Magnoliopsida; Rosales; Cannabaceae. The transcript is spliced from 2 exons.
AAAAAAAAAAACUAAAAUAAACAAAAGGGUCGGUGAAGAUAUUGCCAUAACAACAACCUGCCUCAAACUAUUAUUUUCUCUUCCAUUUUCGUUACCUCAAAUCUUUCCCGGAAAACAACAACCACAACAUGCUUGCUCCUGGACUUAAACCACAACAAGAACAUCCUUUUCGUUUCCACGAUGGGAUUGGGUCAAGAACUGACCAGAGAUAUGACAGGUGGGAAAGGAUGAACUAUGCAUGUUCUUCUCCAAAACCAACUGGAAACCAUGGAGACCAUGAUUCUGGGGUCAUUUCACCCCGUCUUUGGACGACACCAAGCCCACCCAGAAGCCCAAAUCACCAGCGAGCACAUUACCGGAGUCUAUCGCCGGCGUCUCGGACCCAAGCCAUCGCCAGAGGUCAGAAGGAGCUGAUGGACAUGGUUCAGAACAUGCCCGAGUCGUGUUACGAACUGUCCUUAAGAGAUCUCGUAGAGCAGCCCGUAGUGGCCCAAGCUCGGCACAACGAGGAGAGUAAUGCAAAUCUAACAAGAAACGAUAGUCAGAAGAAAAGGAACGGUGAUUUUGGGAAUAAGGGAAAAGAGAUGAGAAGAAGUGGAACUAUGGAAAAUGAAGGGCUUCUUUUAAAAAUGGUUUUUCCUGUUUCUUUUGGAUCAAAGCAGAAGAAGAAGAAGAAGAAGAAAACAAUGAUGACGAACAGAAAUGAUCAGUCCAUUUUGGUUAAUAACAGUUCCAAAGUUUCUCCAAAACCUUUGGUGUCUGAUGGAUCUAAAGCUGGUGGCAGUAAUAGUGGUGUGGAUAAAGAGUGGUGGAAGAAGAGACUUUCAGUGUCUGGAGAGAGUGAAAAUGGUGAUCAAUCGAGUCUUAACAGUGGUAGCAUGAAAAGCAGUUCUGGCAGCAGAAGCAGCAGUUGCAGCAGUAGAAGCAGCAGAAGCAGCAGGCAUGUAAGAGGUGGAUGCUGGUGGUUUAUAGGCAAGAAGAGAAGCAAAGACACAGAAUGAUUGAGGGGAUUCCAACCAAGUGAAGGAUUUUAUUAUAUAUUUGUCUAAUAUAUAGUAUUCCUUCCAACAAAGCUAUAUAUAUGUGGUAAAAUAUUUCUGGAAAAGAUUGAUGGUGUCUUGUGUAUAUUCUUAGCAUAAAGUUUUCCCAAAAGAAAAGAAAGAAAUGGGGUUUAUAUUUUUGUUCUUUCAUUCAGAUCCCAUCAAUUCCAGCCUUUAUCUGUUAGAUAUACAUGAUUUAUUAGUUUUGCUUCAAUUGUGUGUACUUACCGAGUUUUAAAAGCUAGAAAGAAGCUAUGGAAUGAACAAAUCUAAUGUUGAGAA